AUGGCACCGCUUUUGGUUCAGGCUGUCAUGAAGCUGUCGCUGGUGUGCAUGGUUGCAGUAACGGUCCUUUGCCUCGUCCGAUCUGGAGAGGCGGAAGAUCUGGACCCGAGAGCAGGGCCCCAGGCCACAGAGGAGUAUGAAAGGCUCCGAUUCAAGGAGGACUCACCGCUUGUGCUUUAUCUGGCCACGGUGGAAAUGCUCAUUUGCGGGUCCUGCGCUGCAACUGCAGCUGCCAUGUACUCACGCCAAGGGCAUCAACUGAGGCACCCUGCAGAGCAGGAGCAGUCGGCUCUUUUCACGAAGGUCGAACUUUGCAAAGAUCCCGGCUUGGAGGACUGCCAGCUCUACGGCCUUGGAUUUCGUCCGAGCUCCGAUGGUUUGGAGUGUCUGGUGGUGGAGGACAUUCGUAGAGGUUCCUUGCUGGACCGCUGGAAUCAUCGCAGCCAUGACCUUUCCCCAGAGGAACUUGUCGAGCAGGCCUUGGGCGAAGAGCACGCUGGAGGAGGCGAAGGUGCUUCGCCUCAGACAAGGCGGGCCACGCCGGCCAAGGUGGCGCUGGGCUCCGCGGUCGUGGCGGUGAACGACGUGUACGCCGAUGUGGGCUUGAUGCAGCAGCAACUCACCAAACCACACGUUACACUCUGGGUGCGGCGGGAAGAUGACGGCCUCCACCCGAGCGAGCUGGAUGCAGGUGUUUUCGGUGCGGAGGUUCCUCCUGUGGCGACGACUGCAGGUCCCGUUUCCACUCUGGGAGCCGUGGAAGAAGGCAUAGGCUUUCCGGUGUGGUGCGGGGCUGGGGCAUCCGCGAGUGAUGUGGGGGCUUGCCUCGCCAUGGAGGACGAGGAAGCACAGAUCCUCAUGCGCUGGACGGUCUGCGGCAUCAUGUUCGGAUGGGUGACGUUGCUCCCGGUUCUUCUGAUGCAGCCUCACGAAGAAAGGUGUGGUGCCGAGAGCGCUGCAUUCUCUGCCCUCUGCUUUGCUGUUUCUCCUCCGCCAGCUUCCGCGAUACUCUGCAGCCGUUUUCAUGUGUUUCGGUUGAGAUUUGAGACGACGUUUCGACCGCAGCUACGAGCAUUCAGGAUGGGCGGAGGUCCCAUUCCACCACUGCACUUCCACUGCCACUGCGCAGGGAGGGGACAGGCGAGAUGGCGGGUCAGCUCAUAUCUUAACACCGACCCCAUGGUGGUGUGUGAUCUCAUGUCUUGA
Molecule: messenger RNA, 1206 nt
Organism: Symbiodinium sp. CCMP2592
Lineage: Eukaryota; Dinophyceae; Suessiales; Symbiodiniaceae
Source: the annotation of a GenBank genome assembly